Molecule: messenger RNA, 4106 nt
Organism: Pecten maximus
Lineage: Eukaryota; Metazoa; Mollusca; Bivalvia; Pectinida; Pectinidae
Product: hepatoma-derived growth factor-related protein 2-like
Exons: 19
Coding region: 285-3563 (1092 amino acids)
Biological process (GO): regulation of transcription by RNA polymerase II
Cellular component (GO): nucleus
Molecular function (GO): double-stranded DNA binding; transcription coregulator activity
Source: RefSeq, a predicted model, not a curated record
AUAAUACGAGAUCGAAACGAAGAUGGCUGCCUGCAUAAGCGGGAUGAGGACCAAAGCAAAUUAGCAAUUUCCAUCACUUCUCCGGACGCAUUGGCAGUUUUAAUUCGUAUCACAUGUGGACAUUUUAUAUCAUUUUUAAAUAUGAUUCGAGAAUGUUUCCAAAUUGCAUCAUGUAUGUAGGUCUGUCACUAAUUUUAUGACAAAGCAGGCUGUCUGAUUUCAAGGCCUGACGCCAUUUUCAUACAUCUGUAAUAUAUUGUUUGGUACAAUAGACCGGCUUCGAGAUGGUGAAAGAUGACUAUAAACCCGGUGACAAGAUAUUUGCCAAGAUGAAAGGCUUCCCCCAUUGGCCUGCUCGGAUCGAUGACCUUCCUGAAGGAGCUGUCAAACCACCCAAGGGGAAAUUUCCAAUUUUCUUUUAUGGAACACAUGAAACUGCUUUCCUUGCACCGAAGGAUGUGUUUCCAUAUGAAGAAAACAAAGAAAAGUAUGCAGUAUUAAAGAAAAUCAAAGGAUUCAAUGAGGGUCUGUGGGAGAUCACAAAUAAUCCCAACGUCAAGUUUCAGGGAGCUCAAAGUUCAGACUCUGCUGAGGAGGAAGCUGAAGUUGAUCAGGUGGAAGAAGAGAAGGAGGAAGAAGAGGAAAAAGAAGUUAAACCCAAAGGGAAAAAGAAAACACCUGCCAAAGCUAAGGGACCACAAAAGAGGAAGAAAGCUACCACUGGGGGAAAACCAGCCAAGAGAGCGAGGAAAGAGUCAGCUGAAGAGGAAGAUGAAGUAGCGGAGGAAGAGCCCGAGGAGGAUGAGGAUUUUGAUGAAAUAGCAUCUCCACCCUCUGAUAACUCAGAUGAUGAGGAUUUUGAUUUUGAAGAGAAGAAACCCAAGGGUCGUGGUCGGCCAAAAGGGUCAACAAAAUCCAAGGGAGGCAAAUCAAAGAAAGUUGAAGAUAUGUCAGACAAUGACAGUGAAAAUGAGGAGGAUGAAAAAGAUGAAAAAGACGAGGAGGAUGAAGAUGCAGUAGAAGAAGAAGAAGAAGAAGAAGAAAAACCAAAGAAAUCCAAGAAACCGGCUCAGCCUCGACGCCAGAGCAGAGGAGGGGGGUCUGCAAGCAAGAGAGGAGGGCGUGCAUCCACAGGAGCAGGAAGGAAGAAGGUAGAGAAAGUCGAGAAAAUGGUAUCUAGUGACAGCUCUGACAGUGACAGUGAUGGAUCAGAUGAUGGUGUAAGUAGUUGGAAGAAAAAAGAUGUGGAAAGGAAAAAGGCAAUGGAACAGAAAAUAAAGGAAGCUGAGGAAAAGCGUUUAAAGGAGGAGGCAGAAAGAAUACAGAAAAUACAUGAGGAGGUUGAGAAAGAGAGAGAAGAACGGGAGGAGGAAAAAGCUGUGGAAGAUGAGGUGAAAACAAAGAAGGCAUCGCCAAAACGACCAGCCAAACCUGCAGCUAAACGUAGGAGUAAGAAAGAGGAGGACACAGAGGAUAAUAAAAAAGACAAGAAGAAAGGGAAGACAAAAAAGAAAAAGAAAAUUGAGGAUUCUGAUCACGAAAGUGACAAUGAAGAGGAAGAUGUGAAAAAAGAGGUGUCUGAGGAUGAAGAGGAAAAAGAUGUGGUUGUGGAGGAUAAAAAUAAUUCUGAGGGGGAGGAAGAGAAGAUGGAAGAGGAAGAAGAAAAGGAGGAAAAAGUCGAAGUGAAGGAAGAAGUUGAUGGUGAUGAAAAAAUAGUUGUAGAUCAGAGUGACAAGGAAAAGGAAAGUGAUGAGAAAACAAAAACUGAAAGUGACAGUGAGGAAAAAAUAAAAACUGAAAAAGGUUCAAAAGGGUCCAAGUCAGAUUCUAAAUCUAAGGAAAAAGCACAAUCCAAGGAAAAAACAAAGGAGCAGGAAGAUAGAAGACGGGAAGAGGAGAGGGAGGAGAAAGCUAGGGCUGAAAGAGAGGCAGAGAGAAGACGACGGAUUGAGAAAGAAAAGGAACGGGUUAGGAAAUUUAAAGAAAAGGAAGAAGAGAAGGAGCGGAAAAAACGUGAAAAAUAUGAACAGAAGAAAAAAGAUAAAAUCAAUUUUAUUCAAACGGAGACCAAACUAGUAGCUAUGGACAAAGAAAUCAAGAAGUGUGUCCAGAAAGAUUCUGUGGAUGUGGAUAAAUGUCUCGCCAUUAUGGAUGAUCUCAACAACUUACCUGUCAACCAAGUGCUACUGAAGAAAAAUCCAGACAUCAUGAAAACCAUCAAAAUGAUUAGAAAAUUUAAAGGUAGUGACAGAAUUCGGAAAAAGGCAGAGCUUAUUUAUCACAAAUUCAAGGGUUUCUUCCUGGCUGGAGAUGUAGAAAUGGGCACGCCGACAACGCCAAAGGACUCUGGACACCGACGGCAUCAUCACAAACAGGUGGAAGUAAUGAAGGAACGUGAAAACAAAGAAAAUGAAAUCUCGCAACCUAUAGAUAACACAGACUCUCUGCCAGCCCUGCCUGCGAUGGUGCCUGAAGUCGAGGGUGACAAAGUGACUGUGGACGGAAGUGGGGACUCUGAACCGGUCAAUAGUACAGAGGAUCUAAACAAUAGGCUAAGCGAUAACGGACUAGGGGAGACAACUCAAAGUGAAUCUGUAGCCCAAUCUAAUGACAUGCAAAAUAACAGUCCUAUACAGACAAACAAUACAGUGGAAGAGCCAUCAUUAGAUGGUGGAGGGGGGCAAACAGAUCAGCCUGCAAUACAGGGUGAUGCUGUAGGAGGGAAUGAAACAGAAGAGCAGAACCCACAAGGUUUAGGCUUUACUGUUGGACUAGGGGAAACUAAUCAGUCAGCUUUUUCAUUUGGCUGGGGUGGUUCGGAUCAGCAAAUUCCAGGUUUAGGUGGACCGAUUGUUGUAAGUAGAGCGAAUUCACAAACAUUACCAGGAUUAUCUGGUAGUGGGAGGAUAACAGAACAGCCGUCAUUGCCAGGUAUUUCCGUAAAUAACAAUAGUGCUCCUGGUGUUAAUCUCAGUGCGGACUUAGAAAAAAUCAGUAGUGUACUCGACAAGAUGGACGAAAUGGACGAUGAGGAGGACAAUCAAUUACAAGUUGAGGAGGCGAAUAAGACAGAGGAGAAACUAGUUCUGUCGGGGGUGGAGAGUAUUUCUGGGGACAGCGGGGAUGAUAUGGAUAUAGAUUCACCAGAGGAUGGCGGAACAGACAAAGGAGAGAAAUCCGAGGGUGGUAGUCAGUCUGACGAUCUCUCUCAUUCCAUGCAACAAGCAGCACAGGAGGCUGCAAAGUACUCGGCUCAGGCGGAGUUCCCGGAUGACACAGAAGAUAUGAUGGAGGAUCAGGAGAGGAUAGAUCUGGACGCAAGGAUUGCAGCAAUUAUAAAGGGAACAGAAACAUUCUCAGCACAGUCUGUGUACGAUCCUGCACAGGCUCCGUUUGAGUCUGGGUAUCCGCCUCCAGCAAAGACGGACAAAGUGAAAGAAGUGGAGGAAAAACCAACGGUGACCAAGGAAACAGAGGAAGAAUCUUCAGAGGAUAAAGAAUCGGAUUCUGAAUCGGAUCCGGCUAUGGACGACGAUGAACUCCAUAGUUUGUUAGGUGUUUAGUGAAGUGACACGUUCUAGUAAUGUCUCGGUACUGGCAAUUUUAUUUGUGAGAUGUUGAUGCGAUUCUUCUGAGAAAAAAAUAUUUUAAAUGACAACACUGUGUCCUUACAAAACAAUCGUGUAUCUGGACGGAAUUUCGUUGCAUUGUUUGCCAUGAAAAAUUGUGUUCCGGGAGUAUUUAUGCUUCUUACUUCAACAUUAUGUAUUGUAGUUCUCAGAGAGAGAAAAAAUAGUGAACGGUGUGUUUUCUAGAGAAUCCGCAAACUGGAUACAAGUUUACAAUACUGGAUGAUAAUUUGGUUUUGUGAUAAUGGAAACAAAUCGGAUCAUGGCAUUAUAUGACAGACUUGUGGGACAGAUAUCUGAACCAGUUGCUGUUAACUGUUUAACAAUUCCGUAAAACAUAGUUUUAAGGAAAGUACAUUUUAAAUCUAGGAUCUUCAUCAAAUCAUUCAUCAAAUUGAAGGAAGUGGUCAAACAUGUGAAUGUUAUCAUGUUUUUGAAAUUGUGUAUUUAUACUGUAUUAAAUAAGAAUGAACUUCU